Molecule: messenger RNA, 1488 nt
Organism: Adineta steineri
Lineage: Eukaryota; Metazoa; Rotifera; Eurotatoria; Adinetida; Adinetidae
Source: the annotation of a GenBank genome assembly
AUGGCUUUUUCAAUAUUUCAUUUGAUUCUUCUCUCAAUAUGUUGUUUAUCAAUUCAAACAGUUUUAAGUGCAACAUCUUGUGAUCGUGGUUAUUAUUUAGAAGGUGCAAAUUGCUAUCCUUGUACACCGGGUAAUUAUUGUCCUGAUGGUUAUCGACAAUUACCAUGUAAUCCAGGUGAAUAUCAAGAUUCAUUCACAUCUUCAUCGUGUUCAGCAUGUGCAAGUGGAUAUUAUACAACAGUAUCAGGUUCAGUUAUAUGUAAUAUAUGCCCAAUAGGGUUCAUGUGCCCAAAUGCUAAUCAAGACCCUGUUGGUUGUGCACGAGGAACUUAUCAAGAUAGUUAUGGUUCCGCGAGAUGUCAACAAUGUUCACAAGGUUAUUAUUCGACAACAGUAAAUGCACAUCAAUGUAUAAUUUGUUCAAAAGGUAAUGAAUGUACACGUCCAGAUCAAGCUCCAUUAGCCUGUCGACCAGGUACAUACUCAUAUGAUGAUGGUUCUUAUUCAUGUUUGACUUGUCCUACUGGAUGGUAUACUACUCAGAAUGGUGCAUUAUUAUGUAGCAUCUGUCCCGAAGGAAGUGAAUGUACAAGAGCUGAUCAACCACCAACUCUUUGUCGACCAGGUACAUAUUCUUCAUCUCCAGGAUCAACGUGUACAUCUUGUCCAUCAAAUACUUAUGCUACUGAAUAUGGACAAGUAUCUUGUAAGCCAUGUCCCCCAGGAUAUGAAUGCACACAAAGUGAUCAACAGCCACGUGCAUGUGCUCGGGGAUUUUAUCGUGAUGGAUCCAUGACUUCUUGUCAACGAUGUCCAACAGGUAUGUGGACUAAAAAUACAACAUCAGUUCGGUGUGAAACCUGUUCCGUUGGUUAUGAAUGUCCUACCACGGAUUCUUCACCAGUGCCCUGUCGUAUCGGUACCUAUGCAUCAAAUAUCAAUACUGCCUCAUGUUUAACAUGUAGUACAGGAUUUUUUACGGUUGAAACACGAUCUAUUCAAUGUCAAAGAUGUCCCCGAGGUUAUUAUUGCCCACAACCAACUAGCAAUCCAUUGGCUUGCCCUCCAGGAACAUAUAGCGACUAUAAACAAACAGUAUGUACAAAAUGUGAUUCAGGAUACUAUGCUCCAAACUCAACAUCUAUUGAGUGUCUUAUAUGUCCACGUGGAUUUGCAUGUGCAAUUCCAAGUGUACUACCUCAAGUUUGUCCAGUAGGUACUAGUGCAAAUUAUGGAGCAGUUUCUUGUUCGGCUUGCUCUCAAGGAUACUACUCGGUUAAAAACAGCUCGGCAGCUUGUACUCCAUGUGCACCUGGAUACUUUUGUGAUACAUCAAAAGAAUGUCCCAAACAAUGUCCUAUAGGCAGUUAUUCAUCAGCAGCUCGUUCAGCAUGUUAUCAAUGUACAUCUACCUGUUCAACAGUAGCUGGUGUUUUUGAUUGUUCAACAUGUAUUACAGCAAAACCAACAGGAUGUCAGCAAUUUUGA